AUGACUGAUCUGAUACGAUCUGGUGAGAUCCCUACGAUUACUCCACGAUUAAGUACGCCGUUUGAAUCGUGGUGCAAAUUUACAACCUUUACUAUCAAGUGUGCCGCUAUCAAAGCAGAACAUGUUGUGGAGAACAGACAAAGAUUAUCUGAAUUUUAUACCUGGAGACAUAUAGGGAGGAGUCUGAAGGCAACUGAUUGGGAAUCAUGUCAGUUUGGUGAAACCCUGGAACGCUAUGAUGAGCCCUGCCCCAAUGGAGCAACAAACAUCUUACUAUGCAACCCUGGUCAGCUUAAGAUUGCCGAGUGCAUCGGCCAAGAUGGCGACACGUCAAGAAUAUGUGACCCAUGCCCUCAAAAGUUCUACCAGUCCUACUACAACCGGUGCACCGCAUGUCACCCUUGCUCCGAGUGCGGUGCCAACGAAAGGAUCAAGGAAAAGUGCACCGAUGAGACGGACACCAUCUGUGAGAACAUCAUUCCCCCAGAACCUGUCCCCACCUUCCCAGCCACCGUGGCACCGCUGACCUACCCUCCUACACCUUCAUCGACCCAGUCUCCGACCAACGCACCAAGGAUCACCACUGCGGUUGCUGAGAACAAGACGACCAGAGGAGUAACCUAUGGCAUCGUCGAUACAACUGAAGUUGUUCCAACUAGUCAGGCUGGAAUAGAAAAGCCACCUCAAUCAUCAUCUAAUGAUAAUACAGAAUACAGGACCAUAGCAAUAACAGUGUGCGUGAUACUUGCAGUCCUGGUUGUGGCACUCACUACUCUUUGUUGCUUUAUUUUUAAGCAAAGAAGGAAGAUCAAAGAGCUGAAAGCCCAGCUCAGAACACAUACCUGCAAUGAAAUUGCAGAUGCCCGCAAUGGAAUUCCGAUGAAAACUCUUGAUUCAGGAUUACCAAGUAGCCAUGCUGACCUUGAUUCAGAACCGGGAGCCACUCCUGCAGAAUAUGUAAACUUAAAUGGCGCAUGUGGUGAAGAACUGGAUGCUCCUGGGACGAGUGGUGCAAGUGAGAAUAUUUACCAAGUGGAACUGGGUCAGGGUGAAUACGUGAAUUCUGAAUCGCAGAGGACAGGCCUAGAUGAUCCUCCAAAGGAAAGAUUCCUGGUUCAAAGGCAUGCAGACACCGACUCGGAAACUGGGUCCACGCCCAACUGGUCGGAGCGACAGGAAGCUGCACAGGAGGGUGCGCAGAGCAACGUGACUGGAAGUGUAGGAAGCUUAGGUUUGGAUGGUAUCAGUACUCCGGGCAGUAGAUACCUUAGCUCUUCUGAUUUAGCUAAAGAUGGGGAAGGCAGCGGAGAUCCUGAGGAACAAGGUAGUAACGAUAGACUGCAUGAUCGUGGAACAGAUACAGAGGUGCCAGGGGUUAUAGAAGGUUGCAGUAGAACGGUUCAAGCUGUUGUUCAUACUCCUGCUGGUAUAGGUGCUUCCGCUGCUCAUCUUGGCAAGGACUUGAGAGGUAGGCCCCCUCCAAAGGAUAAAAACUUCAAUGGUAUUCAGCAGAAGAGCUUUGAAGCUUCUUCGGCGAGUGGUGCAAGUGGCGUCGGAGACUCCGACGGUUCUGUGACGGGCCCGGAGAGUGAACAUUCUCCAGACCGUCCGAAGACUCUUCGCUCUGGGGCACCUAGGGAUAAGGUAGGAGGCUUACCUGAAGCUGAUCCCUUGAGGCAGCAGCCAACUGGCCCAGAGAUGGGUACCAACAAAAAAGCAAAAAGAAAGAUCAUUUCUAACUUCUUGAAGGGAAGAAAACGGACAAAGAUGGAAGAAUAUGCUCCUGUGCCUCAAGAGGAUUUAUCUAGCAAUUCAGACAAAAUGGUGUCUGAAAAAUUCUUAGAUGACCUUGCUGAUCAUAUUGACCUGAAGACACUGGACAAACUGUGCAGAGAACUGGGUGUGGAGGCAAAAGAUGUGUCCAACAUGAAGAUCACCCACCAGCUGGAGCAUGGGCGGGAGUUAGCUUUCAAGAUGUUCAUGGACAUCCGUAGCACAAAGGGCCAAAGUUUUACGUAUAGAUGUACCAUCCGUGCCAUGAGGCAAAGCAAAAAUGGACAUUUGGUGGAAGAGUUCAUCAAGAAGUACAAUCUAAGAUGACAAACCAGAAUGGUUUAGGGUAGUAAGGAAAAACACUUAUUCCAUUUAUUCCAAUUUGACAUGAUUAAAGUAUUCCAUUUUUCGAAAGUGUUUGCAAGUAGUGCUUGUAAAGUUUCAUGCGACAGCCUUAGACAGUUAUAACAAAUUAAAAUGACCAGAGAUGAUAAUAAAUUGUCAUGUACGCUGCUAUUUGCCCUUGCUGUUUUAGAGCCAUAUUGUUGUCAUUCUUUGGGAGUUUGAUAUUAUUUGGUGCUCAUCCAAAUGAUUUUAUACAAACUCACUGCCUGUGGCUGUAUAAAAUAAUGAUAAUGAUAAAUAAAUGCAAACAAAAUAAGAAAAAACCUUAUUGAUAAAAUGAGUUCAGAGGUUUUAGCUUCAUCUUAAAUGUUUCAACACACUUGCUAUCCCGGAUCUCUUGUGGGAUGGAAUUCCAUAGCAAGGGCCCCGCAUGGAUGAAUGCCCUUUCCCCCACUUUGUUUUACAUUUUGGAACUGUCAAGGAGACCAUCUAGCGUAGAAGCUUAGAUGGUGUGUACUUGUUAAUGAGAACAGUGUUGUACUGCGGAGUAGAGCCAUGAACUGAGUGAUAUACUAGCAAAGGGAUUUUGAAUUUGACACGUUCACUCUUGGGCAACCAAUGUGAAGAUUUAAGAACAGGUGUGAUAUGGGUAGAUUUGUUAUGAAGGGUCACUAAACGAGCAGCAGAAUUCUGUAGUUUUUGUAUACGAGUAAUUUGGGAGAUUAAGGUAGAUUAAAUAUUGCUAAAAUCAAGACAUGAAGAGAUCAAUGAAUGAACAAUUUUUCUCUGUCGCAUCAAGAGUAGAAUAUUUGCAUAUUAACCCUUGGUUGUGUAACUGAUACCGUACAGAUUUACAGAUGUAUUGGAUUCGAGUACCAUCGUCUUCAUGAGUCGGGGAACACACCUAGAUUAUGGCAUGUGUGAGAAACUUGAAUAAUGUGGUUGAAAUUUGUACUUCAGACAGAUGGGUUUUAGAGGCAUACAACACAAAUUCACAUUUAGAAAAAUUCAAUUUUCGAGAGUAUGAGCACAACUAUUGGGUACAUCCUUUAUGCUUUCCUAUAGAUUGCUAAUGAUGGCAGCAGCUGUAUCUGAAUCGGGUUUGAAGGAUGUAAAUAUCUUAAUGUCACUGUCAUAGAUAUGAUUAGUAACAGUGGUGCUAAAGAAUGUUUUUCAGUCUGAUCAGAUACAAGGAGAAAAGGAUAGGCCCACCCAAAGAGCCUUGAGGAACCCCGCAGGUAAGCGGUAGAAAAUCAGAACAUCCAUUUAUCAAAAUAGCUUGUGAGUGAUGUGACAAAUAUGAUGUGAACCAAUCUAGGGCUUUACCCUUAAUACCAAGAGACAUUAUGGUGUUUAACAGAAUUUUGUGGUUCACAAUUUCAAAGGUGGUUCAGACAGAUCCAGGAGUGUCAUGACUGUUACCUUUCCCGCAUCCAUUUCAUGAAGAUUGGAACUAGAUACAUUAAGAAGAAGGGUCUCUACACUAUGCCCUAAUUACCAUUUUAUUCUAAGGUAAAGAAUUCUUGUUGCUGGAAUCUGUUUGCUGGGACAAUGAGGUCCGAGGAGACUGGACUAGUUUCACUUUAUCAUUAUUAUUUUUUUCUUUUUUGGUGUCACCAAAUUGUACAACUAGACUCCAUAUGAAAGAUGACAACAAUAAAUCUUCAACAAUUACAACUUGGGGCAAAAUGGUCGUAUUUGGGGACUUUUUAUGUUUGAUAUGUAUAUACAUGUGUGUAAAAGCUGUAGAUUUUUUGUGAAAAUCUAAGGAGGUGCCUUAGAUUAAUGUCAGUACUCAUCCACAAAAGUUUUCUUAUUUGUUUUGAUACUGAACAAAUAUCUUGGAGUGUGACCAAUAGAUUAUACAUAAUAUAUAUAUAAGAAAGUAUUUCUAAAUUAUUUGAAGUUUCAAUAUUGAUACAAAAUAAUUCUUUCAAACUGAUACCACCAUUUCGAAAGCUGUGACUUAGUACUUGUUAAAUGUCUGAAGUAUGUACAGUAUUUAACUUUUAUUCAUUUACAGCGAUAAUAAUAUAAGAAACUAUAAGAGAAGAAUAAGCAAGUGUACAUGUAUUCAUAUGUAUUAAAAUGUCAGAUCCACCAGAACUACAAGUUAGUUUGAGAAAAUUAAAAUGAGAAUAUCACAAAAACAGAGAAGAAAAUCAGAUGAAUAAGAAAAUAACGAUGGAUGUAGUUUUACAUUUUUCUUGUCAAACGUCAAUAGGCAUAUCAGACUUUGAAGUUAUGCAAUUGAAAGGGCUGAGGAUGUCAUGCACUUGAUUUUAUUUUGUAUUUAUCAUAAAUGAUAUUGCCAAUAUUUUAUUCUUUGUUUCAAUUUUGUCAUUCAUGCAAAACAAAUAUUAUGAUGGUGGCAGUAGCAUGAUUAAAAUCUUCUUAGGUCAAAUUCAGAAAUGAUUUUUUAAGUUUAAACUUUAAUGUCCUAUUUCAUGAAACUUGCAGUAAUUUCAGGUCACAGUGUUAGGAUCAUAGGUCAUUUGAGGUCAAUGAACUUGACCUUCUUGUAUAUUCAGCCUGAAAUACUUAAACCAGAGGAUAGCAUUUUUGUUAAAAUUUUACGAAUUUCUGGUUAAUAAACUUGAAAGAACAGUUACUCACAAUUUUCAAAAUUAUUUAAUGAAAUUUAUUGAAACUUGUAAAUUGUAUCUUUAAUGGCAUAGGGUCUAUCAGGUAAAUAUUUAAUUUUACAUUUCGAGCACAAAAAAUCAACACUAUGUUAUGCUCGUGAGACCGUCGACUGCUUUCUAAUGUGUUAAUAAGGAGUCAACCAUGUUUAUGACUUUUUAUUAACUAACAAUUAAAAUGUUCUAAAUUGAAUGUAACAAAUGUGGAAGAAAUAGUAGAUAUGGAAUAUUAUAAGUGCAUGUCAUUUGUGUUUUAUUUUUUUCUAUAUUUUUUCAAAUCAGUCUUCCGUUUUGGUGGAUCUUGACAUGAAUUUUACCUCUGCCAAAAUCUCUAAAUCCAUCCUUUUUAUAAUAAAUGUGCAAAUGAGAGUAUAUUUCAUAUGCAAUUUUGGUGCACAGCUUUUCUACUGCUUUGUGAUAUUCGAAUACAUUGUAUGCAUCUGUGUAGAUUUUUGUCAUUGUGAUAUUAUCAUAAAAGUAUUGAUAUCAUUUUCAAAAUAGAUGAAUAGAUGAAGAGUUGGGAAGUUAAUUUGAGAUGUUUUGAAGAGUUAAUUUUGAUAAAUUUAACCUGUCUUCUCAAAAAGAAAAAAAAAAUGAUAAAGAUCGAGCAGAAUUAUAUUCUUUAGCUGCUUCUUAGAACACUUAUUGGCCACAGAUGAUACCAGUUGUGGUAACGAUCUCAAAAUGAGUUUGAACAGAAUCCAUUGAAACUACCACCAAACUUGAGUGUUUGUAUGUAUAAAUAAAAGAUGUGUGCCAAAUAGCCCUGUGAAAGAAAAUUGUAUAAGUGCUGAAAAUUAGCGAAAUAAGCUCAGAAUUCCAUCACAUGUCAGGUAUUUUUCGAAGCAAUAUUAAUACACCGUCCCACUUACGCUCUUCUGUGUUAGUGAUCAUCA
Lytechinus variegatus (green sea urchin) is the source of this 5656-nucleotide messenger RNA. RefSeq lists its product as uncharacterized. The transcript is spliced from 8 exons. Gene Ontology annotation, molecular function: protein binding. Lineage: Eukaryota; Metazoa; Echinodermata; Echinoidea; Temnopleuroida; Toxopneustidae. The record is from RefSeq and is a predicted model, not a curated record. Bases 1 to 2100 code for a protein of 699 amino acids.